UUCUUUUUGCACACUUUUAGGCAAGGGCCAAUCUUUAGAACCCUCUUCAAUAUUCGCGUUCUUUGCUAAAAUCAUGUUAUUUAAUCUGGGUAUUCGUUGUUUCCUGAAUUAGAAGCGUUUUCCUCAUCUGGGUCUUUCUUGUUUUGUUGUUUAGAAGCUUUUUCCUCGACCAAAUUUUUCUUUUUUGGGGAUAUGAGGAAGAGGGAGAGAGAGAACCCUUGUGGGGUUUGUGGCCACUAUCAUAAAUAUGAAGAAGGAGAGGUCUGUGGGAUUUGUGGCCACCGGAUUCCGGCUACAUCGGAGAAAUCUUCGAUUCAAGUCAGCGCUUUUCCAUCGGAGAUCUUGCCCGAGUUUCUUUAUUUAGGUAGUUAUGAUAACGCCUCGCGCUCGGAGCUUCUCAAGACUCAGGGAAUCUCUCGCGUUCUUAAUACGGUGCCUGCUUGCCAAAACCUCUACAAGAAUUCAUUCACCUAUCACUGCCUUCAAGAUGACAAAACUUUGCCUUUUGAUGAUGCAAUUCAAUUUUUAGAGCAAUGUGAAAGGGACAAAGCUCGUGUUCUGGUGCACUGCAUGUCUGGAAAAAAUAGGUCACCAGCUAUUGUGAUGGCUUACUUGAUGAAGUCCAAAGGAUGGAGACUUGCCCAAGGUUACCAAUGGGUGAAAGAGCGGAGACCAUCUGUCGAAUUAUCUGAAGCUGUCUCCCAGCAACUGCAGGAGUAUGAGCAGAAGAUCUUUGGACCAAUUGCUACUGGGAACCCCAUCCCACCAGUCUUUGCACCUGCAGGUGUGCCGUCGUUUAGCUUCGGCUUCCCAAAGAUUAAUGAUCCAGUUUCCAUUCCCGCUUUCAGCAAUGUUGGUACUACCUCUAUUUUUGCUCGUCCUCCUUUAGACGUUCCACCGCACGAGUUUACUUUUGGAGCCAGCCAGAUUCAAAUUCAGAGGAGUAAUGAUAAUACACUCAACCCAAAUUGCAGUGAUAUUCCAAUGGAUGGUUCUUGAUUUCCCUACCCUUUUAUCUUUGGCGAGAUCGAUCCUUGGUCAGAAGUUAAAUGAGAGUCCUGACUUAUGAGUUUCUUUUUAACACAAUUUGGAUGUAAAGUGGGAGUUAAAUACUCGCAGCGUUUUGGUUUGUAAGAUUUGAAAUAUUCUCAAGUUGUGGGUGCCUUGUCUUCUCCAUCCUACUGUUCAAAAGUAUAAAGAUCUUUUUGACU
Messenger RNA from Corylus avellana, 1211 nucleotides. It is a transcript of the gene IBR5, whose product is annotated as indole-3-butyric acid response 5. Gene Ontology annotation, biological process: abscisic acid-activated signaling pathway; auxin-activated signaling pathway; negative regulation of MAP kinase activity. Gene Ontology annotation, molecular function: MAP kinase phosphatase activity. NCBI's taxonomy places the organism in Eukaryota, Viridiplantae, Streptophyta, Magnoliopsida, Fagales, Betulaceae. Gene Ontology annotation, cellular component: nucleus. The record is from RefSeq and is a predicted model, not a curated record.